AUGGAUUCCCCGAUUUCCAUCUCGUCAGGCACAGACUUCGACGAUGACUCUGUCUUUGGCGACUACGGCUUUGAUGUACUAAAUAACCCGUUGCCCGGAAAUGACUAUGCUGGAAAUGCAGCUGGAAAUGCCCCCUACAGGCCUCCAACAAAAAAACAACGAGUCCGUGGACCAGACCUGACUACCAUCAACGAUGCUCCCAACGCUCUACUUGCAUCCCUUGGACCUAACACUUCGCAACCCACAGAGGAUCCGCGCCGAGCGGCACAGCCAGCGGACGCAACCAACCCAUUGCUCGUACAACUACUGGAAAUUUUCCCGGAUAUCAGUCAUACCUACGUCUCAGAACUGAUCGCUCGUCACAAGGCUGCGCUGGUCCAACGAGGAAAUCUCCAAGAAGCCGAUAGUGUUCAGUUGGCACUCUCCAGGGAUGCCAUUUAUGAGGAGAUUCUCGCGCAGAAAUCGUACCCUAAACAGGCUGCCGAGGCCUCCAAGAGGAAACGGGAGGACGCUGGUUCCAGAGAACCUAACUGGCAGACUGAUACGCUGCAUCAGAGCGAGCCCACUGCAUACUCUAGGGCAGCAGCAGAGAUGCUGGCGCAGGAGUUUCCCCUCAUCCCAAUGAACCACGUCCGGAAGGUCCUCGGCGAGAAAAAACGCGCUUAUCAUGCUUUCCUGGCCUUACAUGCCGAUGAUAACCUUGACCAGAACCAGAGACCCUAUGCGAAGCUGAAGAAAAGUAGGAUUUCUCCGGCUCAGAAGUUCUCUCGAGCUAUUCGUGACAUUGUCACCAUUGAGAUUGUCGCAGCGAGAAGGGAGACUCGGAGUCGAGAAGCUGCGGUUCGCAAGAAGAAGGAGGAGGAAGACGCAGAAAAAGCCAACGAAGAAGAGUAUACGCGAACUGGCAACCUCGUCGAGUGCGGGUGCUGCUACACAGAUGCCCCGGCAAACCGCGCUCUCCCCUGCGAGGGAAACGAACUUCAUUUCUUUUGCUACGCCUGCAUACGCAAAUCAGCCGAAACUCAGAUUGGUCUCAUGAAAUAUACCCUACAUUGUUUCGACGUCAGCGGAUGCCAGGCUUCCUUCGCACGCCCUCAUUUAAAAGAGGUCUUGGGCGCAUCGAUGAUGUCAAAGCUGGACUCUUUGCAGCAGGCGGACGAGAUCCGGAUGGCCGGUCUGGACGGACUUGAGGACUGUCCGUUCUGUUCGUUCAAGGCAGUACUCGCUCCAGUUGAGGAAGACCGAGAAUUUCGCUGCGAGAAUCCUGCCUGCAAGGUGGUUAGUUGUCGACUGUGCAAAGAAAAGACCCACAUCCCCAAGACUUGCGAGGAAGCUCGGAAGGAUAAGGGUCUGAGCGAGCGACAUGAGGUUGAGGAGGCUAUGAGCAAGGCUUUGAUACGCAACUGUCCCAAAUGCCAGGUGAAGAUUGUCAAGGAGGAUGGUUGCAACAAGAUGAUCUGCCCUCAGUGCCAUACCUCCAUGUGCUACGUCUGCAAAAAGGAUAUCACACAAGAGGCGUACGGUCAUUUCGGACGCGGGUGCCCUCAAUCCGACAAUAUGGGAAGACGCGACCAGCUUGAUGUUCAGCAAGCUGAACGGGCAGCUAUCAACAAAGCGCUCUUGGAGAAUCCCGAUUUGACUGAAGAGCAACUGAGGAUUCACCAUCCGAACAAGACCAAGGCUCAGCCUAUACCCACCCGUCAACCGGCCCAUCAUCAUAUUCAUCAGUUUUAUGGAGGCCCCCCUAUCAUGCACGCUGCUCCAUUUGCAAACCCGGUCCAGCUGAACAAUGCGCAGAUGACAGCAGAAGCACAGCGAGCCCACAUGCGAGCCGCAAUGUUAGCUCGUCAUCAGGGCAUCGCCCCGGCGCCUAUGCAGUAUCCUUUCUAUCCCGCCGCUGCCUUUCCUCCAGCCCCAGUUCGUGCUGAACCUCCCCACCCGAACCGCGCUCCCGUUGCCCAGGGCUAUACACAAUGGGAGCAGCCUAACUUCUUUCCCGGACCUAGAAUGAAUGCUCCCGAAAGAGUUCAGCAGCCGGGGGCUUACUUUGCGGGCGAACGCUUCGAUUUACCAACGCUUGAUCCGAGAGUCCGCCCCAGACUUGACAGGAUCUACGAAUUUGGUGACGACGACGACGACAUCUAUUAG
Messenger RNA from Aspergillus calidoustus, 2148 nucleotides. NCBI's taxonomy places the organism in Eukaryota, Fungi, Ascomycota, Eurotiomycetes, Eurotiales, Aspergillaceae. The record is from the annotation of a GenBank genome assembly.